This is a messenger RNA of Malaya genurostris, 2319 nucleotides long. It is a transcript of the gene ApepP, whose product is annotated as xaa-Pro aminopeptidase ApepP. Gene Ontology annotation, molecular function: metalloaminopeptidase activity. NCBI's taxonomy places the organism in Eukaryota, Metazoa, Arthropoda, Insecta, Diptera, Culicidae. Bases 378 to 2210 code for a protein of 610 amino acids. The record is from RefSeq and is a predicted model, not a curated record. The transcript has 5 exons.
CACGAGAAAAGGUCCUAAGUGCAAAUGACAGUUUCUCUUUGUUUACUUUCUCUUUCGAGUAUAACGGUCCAAUCAGCAAUCUUUCCAUCUAACACUUCACAUAGGAUUAUAGCAAAAACCAUCAACUUUCGAUAUGCACUGUAGAAUUUGUUGGAAAUUACUGGAAUUUGCCGUAAUAAUUGAAAGAGAAAGUAAACCAAGAGAAACUGUCACUUGCACUUGGGACCUUUUCUAAUGUUCAUCGAGAAUUAUUUUUGCUUGUUCAGAAAAAUAAUUCGUUUGAGAAAACAAAAAUUUUACGCUGACUUCGCAUAUUUUCACCAGCAAACUGCAACGUCUAUUGAGUUUACAGUUUUUAAAUACUCAACAGCAACAAGAUGAGAUCGACCGGCGAUGUGCUGGCCGCUCUCCGUAAGUUGAUGGCGAAUCUGCCCAACAGUCAAGGAUCGAUUAAUGCGUACAUCAUUCCCUCGGAGGAUGCCCAUCAAAGUGAGUACUUGGCUAAACGUGACGAACGGCGUGCCUUUAUCACCGGAUUCGAUGGAAGUGCUGGUACGGCUGUGGUAACGGAAAAUGAAGCCCUGCUGUGGACCGAUGGGCGCUAUUAUCAGCAGGCCAGCAAACAGAUGGAUACUAACUGGACGCUCAUGCGGGAUGGGCAACCGACGACACCCACAAUCGAUGCGUGGUUGGCCAAAACUCUCAAACCGGGCAGCAAAGUCGGCGUCGAUGCUAAUUUAAUUCCCACUCGUGCCUGGAAUCCGCUGCAGUCUUCACUAAAAUCUGCCGGAUGUUUGCUGCUAACUAUAUCUCCUAAUCUGAUCGAUUUGAUUUGGAAGGAUCAACCAGUGGCCCCUCGGAAUCCCAUAAUUCCACUAUCGGUGGAGUAUGCCGGUCGAUCAGUGGCAGAAAAGUUGGUGGCGAUGCGGGAAAAAAUGACCGAUAAACGAGCUUCCGUGGUGGUCGUUAGUGCACUGGAUGAAAUCGCUUGGUUUCUGAAUUUACGUGGCUCGGACAUCGACUAUAAUCCAGUAUUCUUUUCGUACCUUCUCGUUACCCUGGACGAUGUGUACUUUUUCGUAGACGAAAGCAAACUGUCGUCGGCUGUGAAUGACCAUUUCCGGGCGAACAAGGUUGAACUGAAGAUUCGUCCGUACGGCGACAUUAAGGAGGCACUGAAAUCUUUGGCUGAAACUUGCGAGAACCGGGUGUGGAUUAGUUUGGGAUCUAACUAUGCUCUGUCGGCGUUGAUUCCGGAAGAGAAAAGAUUCCAUGAAAUCACUCCGAUAAAUCUGAUGAAGGCCGUGAAAAAUGAAGUAGAAGCGGCUGGAAUGCGUCAGUGCCAUAUCCGCGAUGGGGUGGCACUGUGUCAGUAUUUUGCCUGGCUAGAACGGUGCAUCAAAGAAAGACGCUCGGUAGACGAGAUUAGCGGGGCAAGUCAGCUAGAAAAAUUUAGAAGCGUUCAGGAUAAAUUCAUGGGACUCAGUUUUACUACCAUCAGUGCUUCCGGUCCAAAUGGAUCAAUUAUGCACUACCAUCCACUGCCGGAGACUAACCGUCCCAUAACUGACAAGGAAAUGUAUCUGUGCGAUUCUGGAGCUCAGUUUUUAGACGGUACAACGGACGUUACUCGAACACUGCACUUUGGAACUCCCACCGAGGAAGAAAUCACUGCCUUUACCCACGUUUUGAAAGGUCAGAUUGCCCUGGGAACGGCAAUUUUUCCACGGAAAGUGAAAGGUCAAUUUUUGGAUACGAUUGCCCGGAAAGCCCUGUGGGAUGUCGGGCUUGAUUACGGGCACGGAACUGGUCAUGGAAUUGGUCACUUCCUAAAUGUUCACGAAGGUCCAAUGGGUAUCGGUAUUCGUUUGAUGCCGGACGAUCCCGGUUUGGAAGAGAAUAUGUUUCUUUCCAAUGAGCCGGGUUACUACAAAGACGAACAUUUCGGUAUUCGUAUCGAAGAUAUCGUCCAAGUGAUUCCCACCAGCAUAGGCGACAAUUUCAACGGACGAGGGGCCUUGUGCUUUAGGACAAUUACCAUGUGUCCCAUUCAAACAAAACUGAUAAACGUCAAACUGCUGACGGACAAGGAGCGAAACAGUUUGAACCGUUAUCAUCAAACCGUUUGGGAAACGCUGUCGCCUUUGCUGAAAAAGGCCAACGAUGCCGAAACAUUGGCCUGGCUAGAACGUGAGACGCAACCGAUAUGAUCUCGCCCUCGAAGGGACGAAGUUUUGUUGCUACUGCGGUGGUGGGGAUGAAAUUAACUAAACUAUUACGUAGAUACACAGAGAAUAUAUCUGUUGAGUUGAUUUAUUA